AUGAAUCACCCAUUUCCAGAGACUCUGUCUACUACAGUUACCAACUUUGGUGAUGCAAAGACACUUGAUUCACGACUGUCAAUGGACAGGACCCAUUCAAAUCUUAGUGUGGCAAUCCCAUAUCCAAAGGAAAAUCUGCCUUCGUCACCUCCAUCUUUGCCAUUCGUUGCUCCUCUCCACCUUCAAAAUACGGAGACCUAUGAGCAAUGGGUUGAACGAGAGAGGGCAGAGGCUAUUGUCAAGAGACGGUCACUUAGUGAGAUGGAACGAAUAAGUCCAAUGAAGAGGAGGUUAUAUUCUCCAUCUUGUGCGUCUAGAGUAGGCUCACCACCGCGAUGCCGGCAGCAUAGCAACAUGGACAAGGAUUCAGAUAUUUGCAGUUCACAAUAUCUUCCGAAGUUGUUAGAUGAGCCCGAAUCGAAGAUGGAAUCUUCUAGAAUCAGAAUAGGGAGAGCUCGAUGUAAGCCAACAACAAGCACUACUUCCGGGAGCCAUGACAUUCCAGGAUGGCCCUCACCAAAGGGAAAGGGCGUUGCGGAUGCCGCCGAAACGGAUUCGGUGGAAGAUAUCUGGUUGGAUAAUUCCUACGACAACUUGGUUCGGUGGAAGGAAGAACUGAAUGAAUUCAGAGGUGGAUUACAACCACAAGGCAGCCUUGCGUCAACAUUGACGGGUGCAUUCACAGCAGUAUCAGAACCCGAGGAAUCGCUUGCUCAAAUUCUGACACGUCUCAAAGCCACUGGGGCUAAUGAAGGAACUGGAAGACCACCAUUUGAUUUAAUCAAUCAGCAUAUCAAUUGUGUCAAUGGUGAGGCAGAUAGAAUUUACCAUACACAAGGCGGGAUAGAAUCAAGCGGCCAAAUAGUUGAUGACUCACCGGAAUUUAUUUUUUCCCCGGACGGACAAGCCCAGACACAUGCGGAACUCGAAGAACUUCGGAAAGAGGCAGCUACGUACCAGAGCGUGCGCGAUGUAUGCGCUAGUCCUCAACUAAGACCUCUAAAUAUGCAACGCAUUCAGUGUGAUCCUGAUAAAAUCAACUACGGUACCUUCGAAUACGUUCCUUUCAAUAUCAACAGGAGCUCUACGACACCCAAGGUGUCCAUGACAAUUCCAGAGAUUCCGAUUGGAAAUAUCACGAUCGAAUCAAGGCCUCCUGUCCUGGUACCAAAGCCAAAGAGGAAGCGCACAAAUUCUUUUAAUAGGUUCAUUGACUGGAUGUAUGAGAAAGUCAUGAACCUUAGUCAAAGCGUCGUGGUGGUUCGAGAGAAGCGUUGGCACAUUCCUACCCAGAGGUUUGUUCCUCGUGGCUCAUCGUCCACUGGUUAG
This is a messenger RNA of Morchella sextelata, 1329 nucleotides long. RefSeq lists its product as uncharacterized. The transcript has a single exon. Lineage: Eukaryota; Fungi; Ascomycota; Pezizomycetes; Pezizales; Morchellaceae. Bases 1 to 1329 code for a protein of 442 amino acids. The record is from RefSeq and is a predicted model, not a curated record.